Messenger RNA from Gracilinanus agilis (Agile Gracile Mouse Opossum), 1287 nucleotides. Its product is annotated as zinc finger protein 420-like. Lineage: Eukaryota; Metazoa; Chordata; Mammalia; Didelphimorphia; Didelphidae. Gene Ontology annotation, molecular function: DNA-binding transcription factor activity; RNA polymerase II cis-regulatory region sequence-specific DNA binding. Gene Ontology annotation, biological process: regulation of transcription by RNA polymerase II. The transcript has 2 exons. Bases 1 to 1287 code for a protein of 428 amino acids. The record is from RefSeq and is a predicted model, not a curated record.
AUGGCUGCUAGAACAAAAAAGCCCAAGGAGUUCCUGUCCAGGGGAAAUCUUGCUACACAUCAGAGAAUCCAUACUGGCGAGAAACCUUAUGAAUGCACGCACUGUGGAAAGGCUUUCAUACAGAAGGAUGGUCUUUCUGCACAUCAGAGAAUCCACACUGGAGAGAAACCUUAUGAAUGUAAAGAGUGUGGAAAGGCUUUCACACGGAGUGGCUCUCUUGCUGCACAUCAUAGAAUCCACACUGGAGAGAAACCUUAUGAAUGUAAGCAGUGUGGAAAGGCUUUCACACAGAGGGGCUCUCUUGCUGCACAUCAUAGAAUCCACUCUGGAGAGAAACCUUAUGAAUGUAAAGAGUGCGGAAAGGCUUUCAAACGGAGGGCGCAUCUUGCCAGACAUCAGAGAAUCCACACUGGAGAAGAAUCUUAUGAAUGUAAACAGUGUGGAAAGGUUUUCACAAAGAGAACCCAUCUUUCUGCACAUCAGAGAAUCCACACUGGAGCAGAGCCUUAUGAAUGUAAACAGUGUGGAAAGGCUUUCACUCAGAGGAGCCAUCUUGCUGUACAUCAAAGAAUACACACUGGAGAGAAAUCUUAUGAAUGUAAACAGUGUGGAAAGACUUUCACAUGGAGGGGCGAUCUUGCUGAACAUCAGAGAAUCCACACUGAACAGAAAUCUUAUAAAUGUAAACACUGUGGAAAAGCUUUUGCAGUGAGGGGCCAGCUUGCUGCACAUCAGACAAUCCACACUGGAGAGAAAUCUUAUGAAUGUAAACAAUGUGGAAAGGCUUUUGCAGAGAGGGCCUCUCUUAUUGUACAUCAGAGAACCCACACUGGAGAGAAACCUUAUGAAUGUAAACAGUGUGGAAAGAGUUUUACACAGAGGGGCAGUCUUGCUAUACAUCAGAGAAUCCACACUGGAGAGAGACCUUAUGGAUGUAAACAGUGUGGAAAGACUUUCACAAUGAGGGGAAAUCUUGCUGCACAUCAGAGAAUCCACACUGGAGAGAAACCUUUUCAGUGUCAACAAUGUGGAAAGGCUUUCAGAGAGAGGAGCUGUCUUGCUGCACAUCGGAGAAUCCACACUGGAGAGAAACCUUAUCAAUGUAAGCAAUGUGGAAAGACUUUUACACAGAAGAGCCAUCUUCCCAGACAUCAGAGAGUCCACACUGGAGAGAAACCUUAUGAAUGUAAACAGUGUGGAAAGGCUUUCACACUGAGGAGUCAUCUUGCUAAGCAUCAAAGCAUUCACAUUGCAGAGAAACUUUAUGAAAGCAAUCAAUUUGAAUAG